UGCAACAACACUUCCCUCCAGCUCGUGCGCCACGUCAUCGCCGCGAUGGGCUGGCGGGAGGUGGAGAAGGAGGCGGACGCUCGCUUCAUCUGGCUCGAUCCCUCGCACGGCAGUCGCGCUGACCUGCUUGCGAGGGCUUGCAGGAAGCAGCGAGUGAACUUCCUGCCGGGCAUGAAGGAGAUGUGCAACAAGCGCCCGCUCUACCGCCUGCUCAACCGCAUGAAGGCGUCGGCGUCGGAGGAAGACUUCUUCUUCUUCCCCAAGACGUGGGUCCUGCCAGAGGACUGGGAGCGGCUAGACGAGGAGCUGAGGCAGAAGAAGCCCAAGACCUUCAUCGUGAAGCCUGACGGGGGCGCUCAAGGCACUGGCAUCUUCCUCAUGCGGACUGGGUACGAGAACAAGCUGCUCAGGAGCGAUCGGUACAUCGUUCAGCGGUACGUGCACCGGCCGCUGCUGCUGGACGGGUUCAAGUUCGACAUGCGACUCUACGUGCUGGUAACCUCCGUUGACCCUCUGCGCUGCUUCCUCCACUCCGACGGGCUCGCGCGGUUCUGCACCAAGAAGUACGUAGCGCCGAGCAAGAAGAACCUGGAGGAGACGAUGAUGCACCUGACCAACUACUCGCUCAACAAGCACAACUCCGAAGGCUUCAUCCGCAACGACGAGGAGGAGGGCAGCAAGCGCUCGCUCUCCGUCAUGUGGGAGCAGGUAAGGGCGAUGGGUCACGACACGUCCAAGGCAUGGGAGAGCAUCCGGGAGCUGUGCAGGAGGACGAUGCUGACCAAACUCCCUCACCUCUGGUUCCAGUAUCACUCCACCGUCACCACCGACACCGGCCCGAGCAUGGCGUUCCAGAUCAUCGGGGUGGACGUGCUGCUGGACCAUGAGCUGAGGCCUUGGCUGCUGGAGACCAACAACGGGCCGAGCUUCAACAUGGACGAGGAGGUGGACCGAGACAUCAAGUGCCGGCUGGUCGAGGAGGCGCUUACGAUGGUC
Messenger RNA from Guillardia theta CCMP2712, 996 nucleotides. RefSeq lists its product as hypothetical. NCBI's taxonomy places the organism in Eukaryota, Cryptophyceae, Pyrenomonadales, Geminigeraceae. Gene Ontology annotation, cellular component: cilium. Gene Ontology annotation, biological process: protein polyglutamylation; microtubule cytoskeleton organization. The transcript has a single exon. The annotation marks the transcript as partial. Gene Ontology annotation, molecular function: tubulin-glutamic acid ligase activity; tubulin binding. The record is from RefSeq and is a predicted model, not a curated record.